Oncorhynchus gorbuscha (pink salmon) is the source of this 2630-nucleotide messenger RNA. RefSeq names its product adhesion G protein-coupled receptor G3-like. Gene Ontology annotation, cellular component: membrane. The record is from RefSeq and is a predicted model, not a curated record. Gene Ontology annotation, molecular function: G protein-coupled receptor activity. Lineage: Eukaryota; Metazoa; Chordata; Actinopteri; Salmoniformes; Salmonidae. Gene Ontology annotation, biological process: cell surface receptor signaling pathway; adenylate cyclase-activating G protein-coupled receptor signaling pathway. The transcript is spliced from 17 exons. Bases 39 to 2162 code for a protein of 707 amino acids.
UGUAACAGGAGUUAAGAGUGCUAACAAAACAUUCAGCCAUGACUCUCUCAUCAGACGGAUUAAGGCUAUCAAUGGAAGGGAAACUUUGGAGAUUUUGUUUGACCACAGCCAUUCUGCUCUGUGGCAUUGGCUGCCAAAAUAAUUCAAGUGAACGUCGUUGUAAAGUACUGAUAGUGAACGAUGACACAUAUUCAGGAGUCAUUAGGAAUGGGAAUGAUUGUCCAUCUCAGAAUAACUUUUCAGAUUGGAUAGGGAAUUGUACCUCACAGCAGGAAAUCCAGAGGCUCUGCAUCAUAUCUACUGGAGAGAACACAACACCAUCAGAUAAAUGUCAUCCAGAAUUCCCCAACUGUACAUUUGAAGUGAGGAAAGAUAACAAUUCAUACUCCAUAACUCUGAGUGAAGAUGCUGUCAACACUCAAGAGUUCCACUUGUGGCUUCCACCGAGAAAGAACAUGACAUGUAUGCCAUCACAGUUCUAUCGAAAUACUACAGGUUAUCUGACUACUCCGGUGAAGCCAGAAACCAUUUGUGGAAAGAUGUCAACCUAUGAUGCAGCUGCUUGCAGAAAUAACACCAAAGAUAAAUUCAUUCUUGAGAUCACUGCAGAGGGACCAAAUAGUUGUCUAACAUGUAACAACCCUGUUAAGAAGCCGGACAUGAAUAUAAGUUUACCCAGCGGCCCAAUGGAAGGCUCAAAUGGGGUCAUAAGUGCUGAUUUGGCAUCUGAGGCUAUGAAAAAUCUCUUCUCGUUGACUGAGCUGAUGGGAAACGCCAGCACUGCAGCCAUUUCAAUGGGCAAGGUUAAAGGACUCCUUAGUAAACUUCAUAAAGACGACCCCAAGGAUAUCAACUUUGGUUUUUCCCCUGACAAAGAUAUGAGUAUUGUUGAAGACAAGUAUGCCCUGAAGAAAUAUUUCAAUCGAUCUGUGCGUGUGUCCAAAGAAGCCUAUGACAUGGCACUCAAUAAGAGUGGAACUUUUGUCGGGGUUCUUGUCUUUCCCAGCAUGUCCCAGGAUGAAAAGAAGAGCAUCGUUCUAAACGGUGAGGUAGUUGGAAUAGAAAUUGGAGCCCACAUAGCUAAUCUCACAGACACCAUUGAUAUUGAGUACAGAAAUGUUGAUAAGGUGGGAUUCAAUGUCUUUUGUAAUUCUUGGAAUGGCAAAGGAAAACUACCCAAUUGGACCACAGAUGGUUGUCAAACCUUGGAGAGCAACAACAGCAUAACGUGCCAAUGCACUCAUUUAUCAUUUUUCGCUAUACUAAUGUCACCUCCACCAAAGAACAUCAGUGCCUCAGAUGUGGCAUCUCUAACCUACAUUAGCUACAUCGGCUGUGGACUGUCUAUGUUCUUCUUGGGAACGGCUCUCUUCAUGCAGUUUGUGAUAAGCAAAACCAAAUCUAGCCAAGCAACCAAGAUCCUUAUCAACCUCUUCUUGGCUAUGAUGUUCCUGAACCUGACCUUUCUGACCAACGAGACCGUUGCAGCCAUGGGGAGCUAUGUUGCAUGUGUCAUCAUAGCAGCAGUCAUGCACUACUCCAUGUUGUCCACCUUCACCUGGUUCCUCAUUGAGGCGGUCCACUUGUUCCUGCAGCUAAAGAAACGCACCGCGAACAUCAAACAUUAUAUGCUGAAAGUUUACGUUCUGGGAUGGGUCCUUCCAGCUCUAGUGGUCAUCGUCCUUCUCGGACUGCAAAAAUAUACAUUAAUGUCCAUACAAACAGAUGAUGGGAAAUCAGUGAAAAUGUGCUGGAUCACUGACAUCUACAUCCAUUAUGGAGUCAACAUCGGCUAUUACGCCUUGGUGUUUGUCUGGACUUUGACCAACUUCAUCAUUGUCGUGAGACAGAUCUUGAUCCUGAGGAAGACCAAUGUAGGCAAGUGCCAGAACGACCCAGCGUCCAAGGACACCCUGACCAUCCUGGGGCUCCUAUUCCUGCUGGGCCUCACCUGGGGCUUUGCCUUCUUCAGCUACGGACCCAUGGUUAUCCCAUCUUACUACAUCUUCAGCAUCCUCAACUCCUUCCAGGGCUUCUUCCUGUUCCUCUACUACUACAACACCAACAAGAUUGUUGGUGAUGACAGGAACUCUGUAUUCACCGACCAGAGCACCUCUACUUUUUCAAACAUCUAUGACGACUCUCCCGUUCACAAGAAGUAGCUAAGAUUGGGGCCGAUGGGGUAUCUUACUACACUAGGUUUAGAAUUGCAAUACACUAAGCACAAAAUGUUUUGAAGAUGUUUAAUACUCUAUUUAAUAAAUAGAAAAGUAUGCUUGUAUUUGUUAAAUGUCUGUAAUCUAUGUAUUUAUAUAGUCAAAAGUUUGAGAACGCCUACUCAAUCAAGGGUUUUUCUUUACUUGUACUAUUUUCUACAUUGUAGAAUAAUAGUGAAGACAUCAAAACUAUGAAAUAACACAUAUGGAAUCAUGUAGUAACCAAAAAGGUUUAAACAAAUAAAAUAUAUUUUAUAGUUGAGAUUAUUCAAAGCAGCCACUCUUUGUCUUGAGGACAGCUUUGCACACUCUUGACAUUCUCACCGCCAGAUUCACCUGGAAUGCUUUUCCAAUAGUCUUUAAGGACUUCCCACAUAUGCUGAGCACUUGUUGGCUGCUUUUCAGUCACUAUGC